Culex quinquefasciatus (southern house mosquito) is the source of this 2249-nucleotide messenger RNA. RefSeq names its product protein jagunal (gene jagn). NCBI's taxonomy places the organism in Eukaryota, Metazoa, Arthropoda, Insecta, Diptera, Culicidae. The record is from RefSeq and is a predicted model, not a curated record. Gene Ontology annotation, cellular component: endoplasmic reticulum membrane. The transcript has 3 exons. Bases 282 to 881 code for a protein of 199 amino acids. Gene Ontology annotation, biological process: endoplasmic reticulum organization; vesicle-mediated transport.
AUCUGUCAAAAGUACGAUACGUGUAGGGAAACCGCAACAUACACGGCGACGACGUUCCGUCAGUGGACGUGAUGUUGUGAGCCGAACGAGCCGAGAACCAGAGGCUGAUCGUAGUGUGAAAGUAGUGAAAGAAUUUUUUCCCCGUGACGAAAGGCACGACGACGACGACGAGACGAAAUCCGCGGGCGCUACAUUCUCCACAUCACUCCAACGUUUUGUCCACUCGGCCGACGUCGACGACCUGCAGCACCUAGCCUGUGAAACCCGGAACGAGACUCGCGAUGGCAUCCCGGGGCGGACCCAUGGUCACGGGCACCGACGGUGCCGACUUCGAGCACAGACAACGUGUGGCCGCACAUUACCAAAUCAGCGCCCUCAACAAGGCCCGGUUAAAAUACUGCAUUUUCUUUCACUACCUGCUGUUCUUCGUGAUGCUCGUCAAGCUGUCCGCCGACAUCCUGGACCGCCUGGACAUCUUCAUCCUGGAGAUCGAGGAGCUGCAGAUACCGGCCCCACUCUGGUGGGAGUACUUCUGGUGCCUGUCGGUGUUCCUGUCGUUUGUGGGCCUGUCGGCGGCCCGCCGCAACCGGGUGACCGACAUGAAGAAGUACAUGGUCGGCAUCAGUACGGUUGCGUUCGUGCCGCUGAUUUACUGCAUCAUGUACUACCUGAACGACGUGCUGGAGUACAUUAGCCUGGAGGAGGGCACCGAGCUGGAGGACACGGACAUCUUCGUCUGGCAGGUAAUUGGUUACCCGUACGGACUGCUGUGGUACGGAUUCGUCCUGGUGGCGGUGCAGGUGCACCUCUUCUCGCUGUACUUUGCCUGGAACCUGGUCAAGGCCUGGAAGGCUCGCGGAGCGCUCAAGCGGGAGAACUAAGACAACACCCAGCCCGAAACACUCACUGGAAUCAACCGUUGAAAGACAAUAUUUUUUUGGACUAGCGCGCAACCCCACGUACUUCAAUGCUAUAGUAGAGUUGCUACCUAUCACUACCACCUAAUUCACUAAACUAAACGAGACUCGAUAGGAUCGCUCACAUAAGCGCACUACGUACUUGUUUUUCAAUUCCACUCUAGCGCACCUUUGACUAACCCUUGGUCAGUCAGCAAACAACGUCCUCGUACUAAGUGUCAUGUCGUCCCGACCCCCCCACAAAUAGCAUGAAUCAAGCAGUUUUACCAUCGAUGUUGUACAAUAAGAUAUUUGAUCAAUCUGACAAAAUAAAAACCCUAGCAUUUAACGCUAGAACAGUAGGAAACCUUCCGCACAACCAUCCCAUUGAAAUCUUCAAACCACUACCGAAAGAGAAGGAAAAAGCCAUUCAUCUUAUUCACACGGAAAAAAAGUCCUGUCAAUGAAAUCGUAAACAAAACAGUGACAAUGUUGUCGAAUCCGAAAUCAAUUCGCAAACACGUGGUUACGGCUUCGCUGACAGAACUUCACUCUGUGCUGCAUCAUCGUACGAACACUAUUACUUAUAAAUACAUACGAACGAAUACAAGGCUGCCACAGACCUUAACACGUAAGCAAUUUGUUGAUUUUGUUAGCUACGUUUAACUUUUGAAAUAAAACUUUUGUACCCAUUUUAUGUUUUGUUUUCGAUGCGGAAUCGAACCAUGAACUGACAAAUUUUCGUUUACCAUGACAUCAGUUUUUGUUUUUUGCAACACUCGAAUGCCGGAGUGUUACACAUUGGAGAAUCAACCACAUAAUACAAAAAAAAACAACAGAUAAAUACACAAUUGAUAGACGAAUAACGAAGAGCUCAAUUAGUUUGAUGUUUACAAAACAUAGAUUCUAGAAGAAAUAAAAACAAAACGCAAACAGGAAGCAGGUUACACAAACACACACACAUACUUUUUUGUGUAAAACAAAAACAUAAACGAGCGAUGCGCUAAAGGAGCUCGAAUCAACCCACAACAGGACAGCUGAACUUGGAGAAAAACCCCCCGCCUCGAAAACGGACUUGGCUAUAGAGGCGCUACCACCUAUGACAGAUUGCGGAUGUUAGUCCUUGAAACAAGGGAAAGCAGGAUAUUUUGCACGGACAUUUUAGGUAAAAGUGAAAAGUAUAAUAGACGAUAACGGACAGACAGACGGACAGUCGGAGAGAAAUAAGCAAACGAUAUUUAUUGUGAGUAAUGUUAUUCAAAAACCCGUUCUUAUGAAAGCAUUAGAGAGAUUGAAUACUUUAGGAGGGAGGAAGCGUAAAUAAAGUUGUUGUAUAAACAGGAGGACCUGGAA